Molecule: messenger RNA, 2179 nt
Organism: Episyrphus balteatus (marmalade hoverfly)
Lineage: Eukaryota; Metazoa; Arthropoda; Insecta; Diptera; Syrphidae
Product: mucin-2
Exons: 3
Coding region: 322-1992 (556 amino acids)
Source: RefSeq, a predicted model, not a curated record
UUUGACGGGCGAAAAACAAAAGUGAAAUUAUUCCCAAAAGGAUAUGAGUGCAAGUUUAGUUCUUCUUCUUGUUGUUGUUGGUGUUUGUUGUGUUUAAUGUGGCGGUACUGCUGUAUCUUGUGAAAUUUUUUUUUCCAAAUAAAAAAAUUUACAAAGCAAACACACUUUAAUAUUAACAAAAGAAACAGAAGCUAAGUGAAUCACAAAAUAUUAUCAGUGUUAUUAUUUGAAAGAAAAUAAUAAAAUAAAAAAAAAAUAAGGAACUAGUUGUCAACUUUGUGGAUUUCCAUCUAACCGGAAGUGUAUGAUUGUUACAUCCAAAUGAUACCCAAUCAGUACAAGAUACUCCUGCUGUGGUUACGAUUCUUAACAAUCGUAAUCAGCGGAGUUAAAGGAGAUGAUCAUGUCGAUAAUUUCCCACCUGAAGGCUUCGAAGGAAGACUUAUGAAUCCAAAGUUAGAUCGUAACGGAUGGAAACCAUUAGGUCAAGGUGAUCCUUUGAAAAACGAUCCAACAUUCGAUUACAGUCCACCAGCCCUGGAAAGAGUUCGUUAUUGGGCUGAAAAUAAUAAAACCAAAGACGAUUCUGGCAGCAAAAGAAACAAAUCUGACAUACUACUCCUUGGAGUUCCGUCAAAACGAGAAAACAUGAAGAAAGAACAAAAGUAUACAUCAAUCCGUAGAAGCUACUAUGGAGGAGGAGGAGGAGGAGGAAAUCUUCCAACUCGACUUAUGCCACCACCAAUGCAAACUCUUCAGCCCCAAAGAAUGAAAACUACUACAACUGAAAUGCAUCACUACCAAACUCAAUAUCCAUCUACAAAAAGUUACUUUUCUUCCUCUGGCUCAGGGUCUGGUUCGGGUCCAGGCGGAAGUUAUCGCACCAAAUCCCCUUAUGAUACAAAAUACGCAGAAUCAAAUAACUAUGUGAGUUUUACACGACCCGAUACAAAGUAUUCAAAUAUUCGAAUAGGUCCGAAUGAUUUUAUCGGAAUGCAAUCUCCCCGAAAACCUUGGGUUCAUGAACUUCUUCAAAAGGAACUCAUCAAACCAAAGCCAAGUCCGGCCAAACCAAUUCAAACAACUUCGAUGAAAAGUGUUUUUGAAACACAUAGGCCGGAAGUUUUCAUAACAACCACAUCAACACCAGUUUAUAACCCACCAACAACCAUGCCAUUUGUGCCCACAACAACUACCAGUCAGAAGCCGGUAUAUCCUUCUUACAUGGCACCGGCUGCUUACGACACUUUCUAUCCAACUAUUGCACCAAUUGACAUUACAACCGAAGAACCUCCCCCGGUCAAACAGACCAUGAAUGGACAUUUUGAAGUUUCAAUGUAUCAAAUUAUUGAAGGUCAUUCUAAGGUCAAGACAUACGGUCAAAGUGACAAUGACACAUCGACUCAUGAGCCUAAAAUUGUUCCAAUCACUCCUCGUCAAGAAUCUGUUGUGCGUCAUGUCACUUCUUCCGAUGAUUUGCGCUUUACACAUCAGGUAAAACAUCUUCACACGAAAAAGAGUACCACGACAACAACAACCACUUCGACAACUACCACCACAACUGCCAAACCCUAUACAAUGAACAUGCCUAAGGAUGAAGUAUCUACCAGACCUCCAUCAGCUCCAGCUCAACAAAAAGCUCCAAUGCAAGGUUUGCUAAGUCUGCUCGAUUCUUCACUAGGAAACUUUUUCAUCGAUGAACCAACUGGAGAUGAAAUGGGAACCCUAUUUUCAGGACCAGCCUUAGACGAUACUGAGCCGACAAUUUUUGUCACAACAACAACUUCAUAUCCACCAACUGCUAUUGAAUUAGGUUCUCCACGAAGUUCUCGACAAAUUUUUGACUAUGAUCAAUUGCCAGAAUCUCGACUUAAAGAUUUAAAUGGAGAGGAAAUUGAUGAUGAAAGUGACAUAGUGCCCAAAAAUUGGCUAAGAUCAUCGGUUAGUGAAGUUAAGGCAGAAGAGGGUGAACAAAAAUUAGAAACAGAUUAAGAGAGCAAAGAAUUAUUACAAAUAUUUUAACAACUAAAAGACUUCUUUUUAUUAUAUUUUAUGCUCUAAACCAAAUCUAUUUUCAUAAACUUUAAAGUUUGUGGGGCACUUCAUUUUUUUUUUCUCAUUUAUAUUAUUAAAAAUUAAUAUUGAAGAGUACAAGAACAAAUUAAUGAAACAAAAAUGA